Gasterosteus aculeatus aculeatus (three-spined stickleback) is the source of this 5707-nucleotide messenger RNA. The record is from RefSeq and is a predicted model, not a curated record. NCBI's taxonomy places the organism in Eukaryota, Metazoa, Chordata, Actinopteri, Perciformes, Gasterosteidae.
AAAACGGAAGAUGCCGAGUCCUGCUCGGUCAUCCAACGGUCACUCGUCUGCCGAGACGUCCCCGUGCCCCGUGAAGAAGAAGAAGAAACCGGGUGCUGUUAGCAGCAGCAAAGACCAGGUAACAGUCGUCAGAGUGAGCAGGUAUUCAGACACUAGGCCUCGACGCUGGAAGGCCUUUGUCUCGUCAUGAGGUGAAGCUUCAGGCCUAAAAGGGAUGCAGUUGUCUCUCUGGGUCAGACGAAUCAAAUGAAAAAAAAAAGUUAUUCUGCUGCUCUAAGUUUGGUUUCACCCGCUAAAGGACUGAGACGUCUGCUGCCACCAUCAUGAAACCCUUCAGUGAUUUCAACUGAAUCCUAUUAAGUGCCAUUACGUAUUUAACAUUAUUUGAUCUCUUCUGGGCAAGUUCAUCUCCAGAUGCAUCAAAUUGAAAACAUUAGAUUUACAAAUAUAUUGUUUUGGUUUUGCUGCACAUUUAUUUCGCAGUUUUCUACAACAAAAAAGUGCAGAAAUCAGAAACACAAACAUCUGUACAGGAAUCUCACUCAGGAAAAUAUUUCUCUAGAGCUCUCUAUUUAAUUUUUUACUUAUUUUGCAGGACAUUACUGUAUAGUCUGCUGCUAGCAUUACUUUUCUUUGAAUUUAUCUGAACGUGUCUUAGCUUUAGUUGACAGAGAACAACUUCCUUUAUUGUAAACUACAAUGAAUACUGUCCUGUUUCAGCAACAUAUUUUGGAGGGAUACAAUCUACUUUUAAAUAUAACACUAGCAAAUAUAUAAAAAACAACUAAAAUCAGGGAAUGAUAAUGACAAAGCCUGCGUGUUUAUAAGGUUCAUUGAGCAUUCUUGCUCCUUUGUAGGGAGAACACACAUCUGGAAGCUACAGCCCCACUCGCUGCUGUGUUCUGCUUUAUAUCGUUGCUAAUCAGUUAUCAGUGGGACGACUUGUUAUCACCUACUAAGGCAGCUGCGUUUCAGCAAUUCUUACUGACCGUGAUUUGUUUGUUUGUCGUGGUACUUUAUGGCUGUUUGACAUUUGAAAAGUGGAAAAUAUUCUCAUGACUCUUUGCACUUUGUUACGUGUUGUUGAAUAUCUGCAGUGUUGUAAGUCUGCAUCUAUCAGUGGUGAAAUAUUGUGAAAUUGUUAGAAGAUACCAGGGGUUACCCUGUGAUUUCUGUCUCUUUUUAGCUCCAUCGAGUUCUUAAUACUUCUUUGCACUAUUGCACUAUUGGCCAAUUGGCAAGUUAUGUCACUGAAAGUGUUAUGUUUAGGAUUUUCUGCUCAUAUUAAUUCAUAUUGUUGUCGUACAUUUUUAUGCAAUUGUUUAAUAGCGUUGGAUUCUUCUGGCAAUGGUAAAAGUCUGAGAGUUAGCUAUCAGUUAAAAUGCUUUUCUUUUAAUAUAAUUCCCUGCAAUCUGGGAAAGUGCCAAGUGCAUGCUGUGCGUCCUUAAUGGGUAAAGCAGUUCACAAAUGCACAGUAGGUAAAUGAUUGCUGGUGUCUUACAAAUGACCUUUUGUAAAUCAUUCGUAGCAACGAACCCAUGCCAUUUUAAUUAAGGUCGUCCACACCGUUGACCCUCCUGCACAUUGGUAAUGGUUGUGCUCUAAAAACCAGUCGGUGUGCAAUACGUGUGCCUUUUUUUUCAAUUGUCAUGCUGUGCAUGCCUGCUUGGCUCUGUUAAUCUCUGGCCUGAUUUUGACCUUCCCCAACUUUUGUCUUUCUUUUGCCUGCAUUCCAGUCAGAACUAAGACACGGUCCCUUUUACUAUGUGAAGCAGCCAGCACUCACAACAGACCCUGUUGAUGUUGUACCGCAGGACGGCAGGAACGACUUCUACUGCUGGCUGUGCCACCGCGAGGGCCAGGUGCUCUGCUGUGAGCUCUGCCCCAGGGUGUACCACGCCAAGUGCCUCAAACUACCAGCCGAGCCCGAGGGCGACUGGUUCUGUCCGGAGUGUGAGAAAAUAACAGUUGCUGAGUGUAUAGAGACUCAGAGCAAAGCCAUGAUGAUGCUAACGAUAGAGCAGCUGUCUUACCUACUAAAGUUUGCCCUUCAGAAGAUGAAACAGCCAGGUGAUCAUCCCCGCUUGUCAUCUCGCUCCCCCCAUGCAGCUUCCACGCAGAGAAAGACUUUUAAUUGGACCGAACCCUUCCAGAAGCCCGUCUCUCUCGAACAGCACCCGGAUUACGCAGAGUACAUUUUUCACCCGAUGGAUCUUUGCACACUGGAGAAGAAUAUAAAAAAAAAAAUGUAUGGCUGCACAGAGGCCUUCUUGGCAGAUGCCAAAUGGAUUUUGCACAACUGCAUUAUAUACAAUGGAGGCAAUCACAAACUCACGGCUACAGCUAAAGUGAUAGUAAAGAUCUGUGAGCACGAGAUGAAUGAGAUUGAAGUUUGUCCCGAGUGUUAUCUAUCUGCUUGCCAAAAGAGAGACAACUGGUUCUGUGAGCCUUGUAGUAAUCCACAUCCUCUAGUGUGGGCCAAACUGAAGGGAUUUCCAUUCUGGCCUGCUAAAGCUCUGCGUGACAAAGACGGACAAGUGGAUGCUCGCUUUUUUGGUCAGCAUGACAGGGCGUGGGUGCCUUUAAACAAUUGCUACCUCAUGUCUAAAGAGAUUCCCUUCUCCGUGAAGAAGACCAAGAGCAUCUUCAACAGCGCCAUGCAAGAGAUGGAGGUCUACGUGGAGAACAUGAGGAAGAAGUUCGCCGUCUUUAACUAUGCCCCCUUCAGGACACCUUACACCCCCGACAAUAACUUCCAGAUGCUGCUGGAUCCCUCCAACCCGUCGUCCACCCCGAUCAAACCCGACAAGCAGGAGAAGAUCAAGCUGAGCUUCGACAUGACGGCCUCCCCCAAGAUCUCAUUGGCCAGGACCAUGCUGUCGGGGGCCGGGGUGGGAGGGAGCGCGGCGGGCCGGAGACUCCCCCUCAGUGACAUGCCUCGCUCCCCCAUGAGCACCAACUCCUCUGCCCACACCGGUUCAGAUGGGGAGACGGAGACGGCGGACAAGUCCCAGACGAAGGCUCCAAACAGCCAGUACAGCACGGGAGAAGAGUCCAUGGACUGUACAGCGUCACCUGCCCAUCCUCGACCUUGUCCAGCUGGCAGUUCCUUAGACAGCCCUAAACCAUUCCACUCUCAAGCUCCUGGUGGUCCCAAGCAGGAGAAGACACCACCGACAGGAAGCAUACUGAACCUCAAUCUAGAUCGGAGCAAAGCGGAAAUGGACCUGAAGGAGCUUAGUGAAACGGUUCAGCAGAAACAAGGAGCCACGCCGGUCCUCACCUCUCCGAAAAGACAGAUCAAGAGCCGGUUCCAGCUGAACUUGGACAAAACCAUCGAGAGUUGCAAGGCACAGUUGGGUAUCGAUGAGAUAUCCGUGGACGUGUACAAAGGUGUGGAACACAGUGACUCCGAGGACUCUGAUAAAUCCGACUCCAGUGACAGUGAGUACGCCAGCGAUGACGAGCAAAAGACCAAGGAGGCUGAGGACGCGGCACCCAGUGACGAGGCCCAGAAGGACUCUGCCAAAAGUAAAGCCAAAGACCAACCUUCCCCGAGCCAAGAGGAGGGUGAAGCCGAUUCGCACGUGGCAUCCGAGACUACGGCAGGCGACGGCAGCGCGAGUGCAUCAGAUGCUCCGACUAGAGCGCAAGCAAGCACCGGUUGUGAAAAAGAGAGCCCAGAAAAGACCAAAGCACCUCCAGCCUCACCCAGUCUCAGGGAGAGGGCUCACGGGAAAGAAGAGGCAAAGCAGGCCGUGCCGGUGGAGGACUCCGACUCGGAGAGAGAGCUGGUUAUUGACCUCGGAGAGGAACAGGGAGCCAAGGACCGGAAGAGGAGCAGGAAGGACAACGCCUCCGUCAAAGAGGCUUCCGCUGCUAAAACUGAAGGGAAAGCCGUGACCACGUCAACGCUCCCGUCUCAGAACAGCACGGCUCCCUCCACUCCCCCCAGCGCUUCCACACAGUCUCCCAUAGCCGUGCCUGUCACCAUGGUCUCCUUCACCACUCCCUCGCCCGCAACCAUCAGCCUUGCGAACGUGUCCGGGGCCACCGCAACACCCCCGUCUUCCUCCUCCUCGGCCUCCGCCACGCCGGCUCUGAAGAAGCAGCGUCCUCUGCUGCCCAGGGAGACGGUGCCGGUGGUGCAGAGGGCUGUAGUGUGGAACCCCGGCGCCAAGUUUCAGACCUCCUCUCAGAAGUGGCACAUGCAGAAGGUGCAGCGACAGCAACAGAACCAGCAACCGGCGGGAGAGGCGCAGGCCCCGGCGUCGUCCCCCGGGCAAGGGCAGGCCCAGGCGCCGACCCAGACGCAGGCCGCUGGGACCGGCUCCGCGGCAGUGUCCUCGUCCUCGGCACAGCAGUCGUCUCAGAGCGCGCGCUACCAGACCAGACAGGCUGUUAAAGCUGUUCAACAAAAAGACGCCCCGCUCAGCACGUCCACGUCGGCCGUCACCCUGGUGUCCGGCAGCCCGUCGGCUGUCGCCAUGAUGGCCACAGCUGCUACGUCAUCACCCGUGGCAACAGACCUGUAUAUCCCCACUGCUUCGGCCGACGCAGCUGCGGACAUUGCCAAGUACACAAAUAAAAUAAUGGAUGCAAUCAAAGGCACAAUGAAUGAAAUCUACAAUGACCUGUCGAAGAGUACUUCAGGCAAUACAAUAGCAGAGAUAAGACGACUGAGAAUCGAAAUCGAAAAAUUACAGUGGCUGCAUCAACAAGAGCUGUCAGAAAUGAAGCACAAUCUUGAGCUCACAAUGGCAGAGAUGAGGCAAAGUCUGGAACAGGAGAGAGAGAGGUUGGUGAGCGAGGUGAAGAAACAGAUGGAGCUAGAGAAGCAGCAGGCGGUGGACGAGACCAAGAAGAAGCAGUGGUGCGCUAACUGCAGGAAAGAGGCCAUCUUCUACUGCUGCUGGAACACCAGCUACUGUGACUACCCGUGUCAGCAAGCCCACUGGCCAGAGCACAUGAAGUCCUGCACUCAGUCAGCCUCAGCCCCGCAGCAGGAGUCCGAGGCUGAGUCGACCGCAGACCUCCCCAACAAAGGUUUAGGGCAGACUAGCAGUGGCCCGAGCUCUCUGGUGGUGCAGGGGCCGGCGUGUCUCUCAGACAAAGACUGUGACACGGAGAAGAGCACUGACGCCGCCCCUGUCACUUUAUCCUGAACAAGUCUACUGUACUGCAAAAUGUAAAUGUGUAUAGAUCUUUUUUUUUUUCCACAAUAAGGACACGUCUAUGUAAAUUGUUCUGUUCAAGCAGCCGUUACGGGAGCAUUCUAAAUUAUUUUUUAUUUAUAUAUUUUUGUUGCCCUCCAGGGCUCACAUACUGUCCCCAGUACACAGUGGUCAUUUUAAAUGUGGAAUCGAGACUGACAGCAGAUUAGUUAGCAACCACUAGACAGGGUGGUUUAAGGAGUGUAUACUGCAUAUUCACGCACUGCCUUGCAGACUGUAGAGAGCUGUCGGUGUGAAGACCUUCAAAGCAUGCCUGAGUGUCUCCAAACAUACAUCUACUGUAAAAGACAGUUAAACCGUUUUAGACUGCAAAAGUGUAACCCAUGCUAAUGGAUCGCCCGGAUUUAGAUUAGACUGUUGACAGAAAUAUCUGUAAAAUACCUAUUUUGUAUUUUAUGUUAAUUUAUUUGUUAUUCUAAUGUUGCCUGCUGUAUACUACAAAGAAAAUAACAAAUACAAACAUUUUAAACAAA